CCUCUCAAUUUAGUUGGUGAGAAUUGGUAAAUAAUGGAUGCUGCCAAAAAGCAAGAUAUGCCCCCACCAGGAGGCUACAAGAAGAUUCCCUUUGCCCGUGUGCCUGCCAAAGUUUACUUCUCGGGUUGGCAAAUGUUGGGAACAUAUGCUGCCGUUACCACAGUGGGUUUGUAUAUUUACUAUUUGAACGCCAAAAUGAUUAAGCGUGAAGAAAUUGAAAUGCGCUCAGCGGAAAAUGUUAUUUUCCCCGUUUUGAUUGCUGAACGCGAUCGUGAAUUCUUGAAGCAAUUGAGACGCAAUCGUGAUGAGGAAGCCAAAUUGAUGGCUAAUGUUCCCGGAUGGGAGGUUGGCACCUGGUACGGUGAACCCAUUUACAAAACAUUGCCCAAGGAUAAAUUGGUUACUCCCAGCUUCCAAGAAUUCUAUGUCCACACCGACUGGAAGUCCCUUGCUAAACGUGCCCACAUCAAAUUGUGGUCUUAAACAUUUUCUUGUGCAACC
Musca vetustissima is the source of this 501-nucleotide messenger RNA. It is a transcript of the gene ND-B16.6, whose product is annotated as NADH dehydrogenase [ubiquinone] 1 alpha subcomplex subunit 13. The record is from RefSeq and is a predicted model, not a curated record. The transcript is spliced from 3 exons. NCBI's taxonomy places the organism in Eukaryota, Metazoa, Arthropoda, Insecta, Diptera, Muscidae. The coding region runs from base 34 to 483 and encodes 149 amino acids.